AUGUCUCGUUUCCCAAAGCCCCACAAGUUGGCCGUGCCAGUCAAGCCUCCUAACGGACAUUUUUUCUUCGCCGGGCAUACGAUCGAACGUGUGAAAUGGUGGACUUCAGGUCCCAUGAGAAAGUUGUACUUCCUCCUGGUUGUUAUGAUAAUGUUAGUAACAUAUGGGUGUUAUGAUAUGAUUCCAGACACCACUAACACCACCUCAAGGACCAAUACGGCAAACGGCUUUGACGGAUCAAUGAUGAAUGGUCUUCAAAGUUUGUCUUACUGGCAAGAAUAUUUCAACUACCCAUCGGGUUCCAUCCUCGGCUUGUUCAACGCUUCCAUGAGUCUUGGCUCCUUGAUCGGACUCUUCUUUGUACCUUACAUCAUUGAUCUCUUCGGUCGUCGAUCAGGAAUCCUCAUUGGGUCUCUUAUCAUGUGUCUGGGUGUCGGUCUCCAGACGGGUGCCGCCAAUUUUGGUAUGUUUGUUGCAGCCAGACUCCUUAUCGGAUUCGGUGACUGUAUUGUGCUUGGAUCUGCACCUCUUCUCAUCACUGAGCUUGCACCUCCUCAAGAUCGUGCCGUCUUGGUCACUUUGUCUGGUGCAUCAUAUCAUUCUGGAGCUUUCAUCGCAAGUUGGGUCACAUACGCUACUCUCAAGAUUCCCAGCGAUUGGGCAUGGCGCUUGCCUUCUCUGCUCCAGUGCACGUUCUCCGUCAUCAUCUCUAUCGCUGUCUUCUUCACUCCUGAAUCUCCUCGCUGGUUGAUCAGCAAGGAUCGCUCCGAUGAAGCAUUGGCUAUUAUUGCCAAGUACCACUCCAUGUCCGGCGAUCCCGAAGACAAGCUUGUGCAGCUUGAGUACAAUGAAAUUGUUGCUGCUAUCAAGAUGGAUCAAGAGGCCAACCGCACUGGCUGGCUCGAUCUUGUUAAGACCCCUGGAAACAGAAAGCGCAUGGGUAUCAUCACAGCCAUCGGUUUCUUCUCACAGUGGUAA
Messenger RNA from Aureobasidium vineae, 978 nucleotides. Lineage: Eukaryota; Fungi; Ascomycota; Dothideomycetes; Dothideales; Saccotheciaceae. The record is from the annotation of a GenBank genome assembly.